AUGUCCUCUCUAAGAAUUAGAAGAAAUUGUAAUAUUUCUACACAUUCUAUAUUAUAUUAUUUUUUAUCACGUAUAAAUUAUCAUAGAAUUUACCUACCUUUUAAUAGUAACGCUCAGAUUCUUGCGGCUCAGAUGAGAUGUGUUAGAAAUAUUCCAAAUAUAAUCGGACAAACUUUGCUAAAACGAAACGUAAAACGAGAGGCUAAUCGAUUACGCAUGUAUAACAGACAUAUCAUUAGUCUGGCAACGGAUUAUAUCUGGAAUAAUUCAACUGCUUUUCAAAGGGAUCAAUUCACAACUUUGGCAGAAUCUGUGAAUAAUAUAAAUCGAAAUCAUGCUUUGCGAUUGAGCCGAGAGGACUUUAUUUUUAGAAUGAAUCAGAUUACUACGCCACAACCAACACAUAGUAUUCUCUUUAACGGUAGUAGUUUUCAAUAA
This is a messenger RNA of Funneliformis caledonium, 438 nucleotides long. NCBI's taxonomy places the organism in Eukaryota, Fungi, Glomeromycota, Glomeromycetes, Glomerales, Glomeraceae. The record is from the annotation of a GenBank genome assembly.